Malassezia pachydermatis is the source of this 678-nucleotide messenger RNA. RefSeq names its product orotate phosphoribosyltransferase. The transcript is spliced from 2 exons. Gene Ontology annotation, biological process: pyrimidine ribonucleoside biosynthetic process; 'de novo' pyrimidine nucleobase biosynthetic process; pyrimidine nucleotide biosynthetic process. Gene Ontology annotation, molecular function: orotate phosphoribosyltransferase activity. Gene Ontology annotation, cellular component: cytoplasm. The coding region runs from base 1 to 678 and encodes 225 amino acids. NCBI's taxonomy places the organism in Eukaryota, Fungi, Basidiomycota, Malasseziomycetes, Malasseziales, Malasseziaceae. The record is from RefSeq and is a predicted model, not a curated record.
AUGUCGGAAGCAUCGCUGAAGCCUUACCAGUCGGAGUACAUUGACCUAGCCCUCCAAUGGGAUAUUCUUCGUUUCGGUGGUCCGUUUACUCUCAAGUCUGGCCGUAAAUCACCCUACUUCUUCAACGCUGGCCUCUUCAAUUCCGGCCUGAAGUUGCAGAAGAUGGCGGAAUGCUACGCCAAUCGAAUUGUCGACAGUGGCGUGGAAUUCGAUGUGCUCUUUGGACCUGCAUACAAGGGCAUUCCACUCGUGGCUGCUACAGCCCUCGCUUUGGCUAAGAACCAUGGUCGCGAUGUAGCCUUCUGCUUUAACCGAAAGGAGGCAAAGACCCACGGUGAGGGCGGUAACCUUGUCGGUGCUCCCCUGAAGGGGCGCGUCCUUGUGGUGGAUGAUGUGAUCACCGCUGGAACUGCCAUCAAUGAGGCCGUGGACAUCAUUAAUGCCCAGCCAGAUGCUAAACUGAUUGGCGUUGUCAUCGCCCUGGAUCGUCAGGAGCGUGCCUCGGAAGAUACUCAGGAGAGCGCUAUUAUGCAGGUCGAAAAGCGUUUGGGUAUCAAGGUGUACAGCGUUGUGACGCUGGACCAAAUCAUCAAACACAUGGAACAGACCCGUGGUGAUGCUGCUCGCGCUGAUAUAGAAAGCAUGCAGGAGUACCGGAAGCGGUAUGGCUGUGCGUAG